AUGUCCAUCAAGAUCAGUGCGAAAAUCAAGACGCUGGGCCCGAACGACCCAUUUUUCUCGUUCGAGUUCUUCCCGCCCAAGACGGAAAACGGACUGCGCAACCUGUACGCGCGGCUCACCAGAAUGGCUCUUCUGGGCCCGCUUUUCGUCACCGUCACUUGGGGGGCAGGCGGCACCACGGCGCACAAGACGCUGGAUCUCGCGGUGACGUGCCAGCAGGAGCUUGGUCUGACCACGUGCCUGCAUCUCACGUGCACCAACACCUCGAAAGAGGUCAUUGACGACGCUCUCGAGCGGGCCAAGGCGGCAGGAAUCCGGAACGUGCUGGCUCUCAGGGGCGACCCGCCGAGAGACGGCGUCGAUCCCGAGCGCCACGGCCACUUUAAGUACGCCGUCGACCUUGUUCGGUACAUUAGAGAGCAGCACGGCGACUAUUUCUGCAUCGGAGUGGCUGGAUAUCCGGAGGGCCAUGUGGAAGGGGCCGACAACAGCGACCAGGACAUGAAAAAGGAUUUGCCGUACCUGGUGGAGAAGGUGAACGCCGGGGCGGACUUUCUGGUGACGCAGAUGUUCUACGACACGGACAAGUUUGUGCAUUUUGUGAAGACGGUGAGGGCGACCGAGGAGAUCAAGAACAAGGACCUGAUUAUAAUUCCCGGUCUGAUGCCAAUCAACGGUUAUAGCAUCUUCCAGCGUGCGUCGAAACUGAGCCACGCGUCGAUUCCGGAGCCGCUACUGGAGAGAUUCCCCGAGGAUAUCCAAAACGAUGACGACAAGGUCAAGGAGGUCGGCGUGGACGUGCUGUCCGAGAUGGUUUCCAAAAUACACAGAGACACCAACGGCGAGAUUCGUGGGUUCCACUUUUACACGCUUAACCUGGAGAAGUCGAUUGCACAGAUUAUCAACAAGAACGAGCUUCUUUCGCAGGUGCUGAAGAAGAAAGAGGAGGAGGAGCUCGAGGAGGAGACGGUUUCGGACGAGGACGUUGACGAGGCGACGACGACGGCGAAAAGGGCGGCGUUCGCCGACAGGUUCCGCCAGGUGAAUAACCAGGUUAUAGUGGACGCUCCGAUGAGACGGUCGGGAGCUCGAAACUCGAUGUCGCAGGUCAAGACAAUAGUCUCGAUCUCGUCGGGCAAGGGCACGCUGGGCAAGGACGCCACGUGGGACGAUUUCCCGAACGGACGGUUUGGCGACUCGCGGUCGCCCGCAUACGGCGAGAUCGACGGUUACGGCCCGUCGCUGAAAAUAACCUCCACCAAAGCGUACGAGCUCUGGGGGUACCCAGAGAGCCUCAAAGACAUCUCGAAAAUCUUCACCAACUACCUUAGCGGCAAGAUCAACGCGCUGCCGUGGUCGGAGCUGGGACUAAACCCGGAAACGGCGCUGAUCCAGGAGGAGCUGAUCCGGCUGAACGAGCUGAACCGGUUCACGGUUUCGUCGCAGCCUGCCACGAACUGCAGCAAGUCGAGCGACAAGAUCUUCGGAUGGGGCCCUAAGAACGGCUACGUCUACCAGAAGGCGUUUGUGGAGAUGUUCAUUUCGAAAAAAGACUGGGAGGCGCUGCUGCCUAAACUGAGUGCCAACGAAUACAUUACGUACUAUGCUUCCGAUAGCAGCGGGGGCUACGCGUCGAAUCUGCCCGGCCAGAAGAGCAACUGUGUUACGUGGGGGGUUUUCCCCGACAGAGAGAUUGUGCAAACGACCAUCAUUGAGGAGGAAUCGUUCCGUGCGUGGAGCGAGGAGGCGUUCGACAUCUGGCGAGAAUGGCAGAUGCUGUACGCGCCCGGGUCUGUGUCGCACACGCUGAUCUCGCAGGUGCUGGAGCAGUACCUGCUGGUGAGCGUGAUCCACCACGACUAUCCGAACGAGCAGGCAUUGUGGGAGCUGUUGCUGGAGGAGUAA
Molecule: messenger RNA, 1905 nt
Organism: Ogataea haglerorum
Lineage: Eukaryota; Fungi; Ascomycota; Pichiomycetes; Pichiales; Pichiaceae
Exons: 1
Coding region: 1-1905 (634 amino acids)
Biological process (GO): tetrahydrofolate interconversion
Cellular component (GO): cytosol
Molecular function (GO): methylenetetrahydrofolate reductase [NAD(P)H] activity; FAD binding
Source: RefSeq, a predicted model, not a curated record